This is a messenger RNA of Papilio polytes (common Mormon), 565 nucleotides long. Its product is annotated as protein C10. Lineage: Eukaryota; Metazoa; Arthropoda; Insecta; Lepidoptera; Papilionidae. The transcript has 4 exons. Bases 197 to 547 code for a protein of 116 amino acids. Gene Ontology annotation, biological process: post-embryonic development. The record is from RefSeq and is a predicted model, not a curated record.
AUUAAUUAUUCUUAUAUUUAAUUCCCUGUCGUUAAGUAAAAAGUAUUUUGCUUUUUAUGUGAAGUUUUAGAGCUGUAACAGACACUUGAGAAAUCCUAAUUGGAAAAAGGUUAAUAGAUUUUUUUUUACGUUACAGAAAUUAACCUCAAAUAAAACGAAUUAAACUCAGUAUCUAAAUGCAUUUGUAUUCCUUGAAAUGGCUUCACCUCAGAGUGUGACAGUGGAUCAAGUAAGACUUAUUUUAAGUGAAAUUAUUGAAGCCCUGGAGUCCCCCGACUAUGCCCCGAAACUGGACGAGGCAAAGGAGGCUGCCGGGAAUGAGAUGCUGAAAAUGAUGCAAAUUGUUUUCCCCAUGGUUGUUCAGAUUGAAAUGGAAACAAUUAAAAGACACGGAUUUAUUAAUUCCCGCGAAGGUAUUGUACAAUUCACACAACUAGUCCGUGAGAUGGAGCGAGCAGAUACAGAGGUGGCCCGCUUGCAUAGCCAGGUGCGCUCGCAUUACUUGCCUCCUGUCUCCAUCAGCUCCACUGUGGAUACCUCGCUGUGAAGUUGCCAGCAGUUAAGU